AUGAGGCACUUUGUCCUGGCCCAGAGUGGAGGACGGAACCCUAAAGUACGUGCCCGGCGCCGCGGGGGGGGAGGCUUGCGGGUCUCGGGGGUGGUGGGGGGGGGGGCUUUGGCCCGCAGGGUAUGCCCGGAGGGGAAACAUAAUAGUUGGGGGAGGCACGGGGUGUGCUUACGAUGCAGAAACCGGAUCCCGCCUGGGUCCUAGGCCUAUCCACAAUGCUCUCACACAAUUAGGCAUAUUGCCCGCACCCUCAUAGUAUUCGGCUGCGGGGACUACACUACCUGGUAGGGCGGUGACGGCCAUGGACGGCUGAGGACACCACAGUACCACACACGACAAGGUAACGAACCCUUGACUACAGACACGCCCCACGGGCAGACGCACACCUGUACAGGCACCCAAGGUGCGACCUAGGGACGACUGACGACAGUUGGACUGACUCCCCAGGUACACACCAAGUGCGUUGAGCCAAUACCGGCACCUCACAACUAGGACGAGGUGCGGGGACGGGGGUGGGUGAGAUCGGGGACCUUGGGCAGACUCCUGGUCGCGGGACCUGACCAGCACCGGGACCUGACUCCUGACUGGCCCUCGCUCUCAGUCCCCACCUCCUCUCUCUCUCCUUCUCUUACUCUCUUUUUCCCUCUCUCCCCUCUUCCCUCUCGCGCUCUCCCUCUCUCUCCUUUACAGCUACCAGUUUACUCUCCCCCCCUUCACGCCCCAUAUUCGAGGAUGAUGUCAGGUCACUUUAAGCAGGCGGAUCUCUGCCUGUGGUCGAACAACGUUCGGGGCCUUAACGCUCCGGAACGGCGCUCACACCUUCUCCGCACCCUGUGGGCGGUACGCGCGUCGCUUGCAUUCGUCCAGGAAACUCACUUCCAGGGGCGAAAUGCACGGCGCUGCGGGACACCCGCUUCCCGACCGGAUACUUUGCCAACCACCCACAUGCCAAAAAGUCGGGGUUGGCAAUUCUCAUAGCCCGCACGGUGCCCUUUCAAAGCCAAGCUGAAUUGGCGGACCCAGAGGGCCGCUCCAUAUUCGUGAAAAGCACGAUUGCUGGACAUCCCUAUACCUUGGCGUGUGUCUAUGCACCCAAUACAGCACAACAUAACUUCCUGACACGCACCUUGCACGCCCUGGAACGCUUCAGAGAAGGCAUGCUGAUCCUGGUGGGGGAUCUCAACCUAGCCCUGGACCCACGUCUGGACACCUCCCUAGGAACUAGCUCCCUACCGGCUUCCUACCAACGCAAGGCCCUUAUGGCCCUCAAGAACUCGGGGUUGGCAGACUCGUGGCGAGUGGCCCACCCACUAGGGAGGGACUACUCCUACUACUCUGCGGUCCACAGCCGCUACAGUCGGUUGGACUAUAUCUUCCUCCCCAUUGAAUACCUCUUGCUCUUGCAAUCCAGUGGGAUCCACGCGGCAACUUGGUCGGACCACGCUCCGGUCUGGACUAAGAUUGCCUCCCCGCUGUACAGACCACGGGAGAGGCAGUGGCGGCUCAAUGAGCAGGUCUUGGAGGAGCUGGAGGCGACAGUGGAGAUGGGUGACGCACUGCAGAAGUACUUUGAGGAGAACACCACCCCAGACGUGGAACCAUCGAUGAUAUGGGAGGCACACAAAUGUAUGUCCGCGGCCAUCUCAUACGUUAUUGUACUCAACGGAAGAAAGCCCAAAGGCAAGCAGUCACGGACCUGGCACAACAAGUGGCAACCCUUGAAACCCUACAUAAGUUUAGCAGAACAAGACACACAGAGAAGAUAG
This is a messenger RNA of Pelobates cultripes (western spadefoot toad), 1766 nucleotides long. NCBI's taxonomy places the organism in Eukaryota, Metazoa, Chordata, Amphibia, Anura, Pelobatidae. The record is from the annotation of a GenBank genome assembly.